Paramecium pentaurelia is the source of this 1787-nucleotide messenger RNA. NCBI's taxonomy places the organism in Eukaryota, Ciliophora, Oligohymenophorea, Peniculida, Parameciidae. The record is from the annotation of a GenBank genome assembly.
AUGAUUGCAUAAAAUUUAGGUAUGCUCUUUAGUUAAGUUGAAUUACUCUACUUUUAAAAAGUGGAAGCUCCAAUGGAUUUGGAUUAAACCCUUGAUUUAAUGGAAGUAGGUAGGAAGAAAGAUUUAAAUUAAUUAUCAAAAAUUUAUUUAUCAUUUAUGAAAUCAUAUUUAGCAGUUAAUGAUAAGAUGUUAAUUGCUAUAAAUCAUAAAGCAAUUAUCUAAAGUGAAAUUUAUAUUCCAAAAAUAAUAGAAGAUUUGAAAUUAAUAAUGGAAAUUAUUCAAAAUUAUGAAGAUAGAUAAGAUCAAUACCCUUCAUAAUUAGCAUUAGUAUUGAACUGGAUUUUAGCUACAUUGACAUUAAUAAUUAUUUAAUCAAAAAAUAAUUGUUACAAAAGUAAUCAUUAUAAUUAUAUUUAAGUUAUUGAAAGUCUUUUACUAAAAUUAAUCAAGUUUUCACUUAAAAUUAUUUAUAUUCCUCUUAAAAAAGUAAUGAUAAUCUUUUUGGUCUUAUUAUAAAUUGAACUUAAUGAAGAAUUACCUUCAGAUGGACAAUAUUGGUUAAAGAUGUCAGAAUAUUAAAAAGCAAUAAAAUAACCAUCUAAAUUCUUUAUGAAAAAUGCAUCAAAUACUGAAUAAUUUUAUGUAAAAAUAAUAAAUAUUUUAAGAGAAGAUUAAUUUUAAGUUAAGAUGAAAAUUAAAUGGGAUAGAUAAUUGUAGUUGGAUUACUUAGAGGUUUAGUUAAAACAGCAGGGUCUGUAUCAAACAAUUAAUAAGGAGUAGAUAUUCAUAGAGAAUGGGAAGAAUAUUGUAAGAUUUUAAUUUUAAUUUAAGAUUUGAAUGAUAGUAAAUUAGCAAGUGCAGAUUAUGCAAAAUAUAAAGAAUAAUCAAAUUAAUAAUAAGAUUUAAGAACUUAAAAAAAUGAAGUGAUUGAUGAAUUUGAUAGACAUAGAAUUGUUUUGAAUUAUGCAAUAACUGAAUUCUUAUUAUUGUUUUUAAAAAAAUUGAGAAAUAAUUGUAAGGUUUAAUGUUCAUACUUAAUUUAAUUAAUUACAGAUGCAAAUGGAGUAUUAGUUUUCUUAAAGUUUUUUGAAAAGUUUAAUCCUUAAACAAUUUCAUCUACUAAAAUUGAUUAUGAUCAAUUAAAUACAUAAUAAAUAUUAGAAUAAUGUGUUAGUAAUUUGGUUAAAUUAAUUUAUAUUACAUGUAAUAACUUUUCAGAUAAAAUUAAUAAUUAUCUAAUCGAUUAUAAAGAAUAUGUAAUUAUAUUUAUAAUAAGUUAGUUAGCUAUAAAAAAAUUUCCAGGAAUGUUUCCAGAAAAUAAGAAAAUUAAAAAAUAUAGUCAUUUACUAUUAAAAAUAUAAAUUCUAAAUUUUAAUAAGAAAAACUUAAAACUUGGAAACACAAUGAAAUUAAUAUCAGAAGUUUAUUGUAAAUACAAAUAGAAUACUAAGAAUGAAAAUAAAAAUAUAUCAAAAUAAGAUUAGCUAUUGGAUUCUCUUUAUAAAUUUGAAAAAUGCUAAGAUAAAAUAUAUAAUUGUGAUAUUAUUUAAUCUUAAGAAGUAUAUAUUGAUAUUUAUAUAAAAUAGGAACUUAGAAAAUUACAUUUUGAUUAUAAUAAUUAUCAUUAUAACAACACAAUUGAUUCAAUUCCAGUUUAUAAUGAUGCUGAACCUAAUUAUAAAUAGAAUGAUUAUCUUGAGAAAUUAUAAAAUCAACCUAUAGAUCAUGAUUUUAUUUCCAAAUACGAAGAAUGGUUGGAAGAAAAUGUAUGGGAUUAUUAUGAUUGA